Bipolaris sorokiniana ND90Pr is the source of this 447-nucleotide messenger RNA. RefSeq lists its product as uncharacterized. The annotation marks the transcript as partial. The transcript is spliced from 2 exons. NCBI's taxonomy places the organism in Eukaryota, Fungi, Ascomycota, Dothideomycetes, Pleosporales, Pleosporaceae. The record is from RefSeq and is a predicted model, not a curated record.
AUGCAGAUUCUCCCACGACGAUUGCGAUUUAUGAGCAAUUUAAGCAGAAACCCUGGCACGAACACUUCUAUCCCAAAGACGGCUGGCCCUGGAAUUCGAGGGCCUGGGCGCUCCAAGAACGCCUAUUGUCUACGCGGAUUCUGUAUUUUACCAACGGACUCCACCGUCGUUACGAAGACCGCGUUGCAGGAGAUUGACGCCCAUGCGCUUAUGGGCAUGUGGUACCGCAUUGUCGCCGAUUACAGCAGCCGACACCUGACCAAGGGACAGGACCGUUUCACUGCGAUAUCAGGAGUUGCGCGCAUCAUUGCAGAGAGAGUGAGAAGCGAGUACUGUGCUGGGCUAUGGGCAUCGGAAUUCGUCUACGGGCUCCUAUGGAAGUCGUCGUAUCCAAUCACGAAAAUACUCAAGUGGCGUACUGAACACGACUACAACUCUGUCAGUCAG